Messenger RNA from Rhipicephalus microplus (southern cattle tick), 4007 nucleotides. RefSeq lists its product as uncharacterized. The record is from RefSeq and is a predicted model, not a curated record. NCBI's taxonomy places the organism in Eukaryota, Metazoa, Arthropoda, Arachnida, Ixodida, Ixodidae.
AGCCGCAACCGGCACCCGAGCCGACCAUUUCUCCUGGACCCGCGCGAACCUCGUCUGUCGGUCGGCAAGACAGAAGAAAGAAGCUCUCGCGUCCUCCGCUGCGAACGCCUUUGUGCACCCACCACCCGCGGCUGCUGUGGCAGGGAGACGCCCGAAGAAGCCGACCUCCUCGCCACACUCCUGUCCCAUCCUCCGUGCUACCUUGAUCACAUCCCUACACCUCUCUCACACACGACCCACCCUCGCACCCACGCCAUCUUUUUCGCAGUUCGGUCAGGGUCUUGGGUGAAUCUGAGAAGGUUGCGAACCCGGGGGGGCCAGGACAGCGAGACCCGCUGCUACGCCUCAGCAAGAAAGUGCAGCGGUGGCUUCUCUUCGACAGAAGCUCGGUACAAGAAACGGAACAGCUUCGCCCUUAUUCUCCGGGACUCACUGCCGUCCUGUGCGAGUCUCCUGAAUCAUCGUUAUUGCAGCGAGAACUGAAAAACGUGCCUCUACAGAUGUUCUCGUCCACCGAUUGGCUAUCAAGGCAUCUCUGAGUCAUAACAAGUGGAGCGGCACUUUUUCGGGACGCCACUGUCCGGAGAUCUUCGAAAGCAAAGAUGUCGUGGCAGCAACAAGGUGGACCAUUCGGCCACAACAUGCCCAUGACUCCCGGCGGCUUGAGUGACCCCAACAGGAUGGCCUUCACCUCUAAUCGCACGCCCACCAGUCCGCAGUGGUCAGCUCCAUCAUGGCCGCCAGCACCGGAAACUCCAGAUGCGCCAGUGUAUUGCAGCACGGGUGCAUUGUUCCCUAUGCAAGGCGGAAGUCAACCGCCAUCCGCAGGUCAAAUGUCGGCGUCGCCCAACGGCCGCUUCACGUCAAGCGGACCCAAGUUUCCCAUUCCGCCACCUCCUUCAUCAGGAACCACUUCCCCGCGCACACAAAAUACGUUCGGAAUACCACCACCUCCACCAGCUGGACAGGGGAGGUCGGCACCUUCAAGUGGCGGCUACAGUCCCAACACCUUUCAAAUACCUCCGCCGCCACCUCCCGGGGGUCGUGCAGGCAGUGCUUCGCCUUCUGUUUCUGGCGGUGGCCGCAGCCCCGGAGCCUUUUACAUACCGCCACCCCCGACACAGUCCCUCGGAGGCAUGGUGUCCUCACCGACGAGCGCCACCGGGGGCUACGAAGAUCAGUCGUACUCGUAUCCUCCGCCUCCUCCGCCCAUCGCGUCGUCAUCCCCGGUGCCAGGUGGUUAUGGCAGCGGCGGACCAUUCCAACAGGAGCCGCCCACGCCGCCCCCUCCUCCCCCACCACCUUUUUCGCAACAGGGCCCUGCGCCACCGCCACCACCGCCUCUUCCUCCAGUUCAAGGUGGAGGAGGUGGUCCGGGUGGACCACCACCGCCCCCUCCACCACCGCCACCCCCACCGCCGUCUGGUGGUGGACCCACCUGGAGGCAAAAGCAGGAGGCUGAGAAAGCCGCACAGAGGCAAUCGGGAUCCGGCUACGAUCCUGCCCAAAUUGCGGCCCAAGGACCCCAGGACGGCACCCAACCAUUCUGCUACCUGCCUCCCCAGCUGGUUGGCACUCUCAACAGCAAGGACAAGAAGCCUUUUACUUAUACCCCCGGUGGUUUGGACCUGUCGGAGAUCAAGUCUCCGCGCAUCCAGAGGCGCAUCAACGCUCGCCAGGAAGCAGCCGCCGCGCAAGGCGAAGGAUGGGGAGAUCCACCUAGUCGCCAAAUGGAAGGAUUGAACUUGGAUGGGACACAGCCGCAAGACCGUUACGUGGACCCCAACCGGACGCACUCUCUGCCCCGUCCACCGGCGCCAGGACAGCGCGCUUCGGACCCCGGUGACUUCGUGCAGUCGCGAUCUUUUCGCGUGCUCCAGAAGAUUACCGACACCGAUUCUCCAGACUACCAACCACCAGCGCCACCCAAGCCUCGUGAGGAGGAUGAGAUGCGGUUCAGUGGCCUACGAAGGGACCAGAUCCCGUCGCGUUCCUUCCAGACGCUCCAGAAAAUGACCGGCGCCGAUGACCAGCCCUACCAGCAGCAGCAACAGUACUACUACCCGCAGUCACAGCAGGAACCACCCCCGGACAUCCGCGAGUACUGCAACCACCCGGAGGAGCUGGACGACACGACCAUCAACCCGCGCUACCGCGGAGGCAACAUCCCCUCUCGCUCCUUCAAGAUGCUUCAGGAGAUGACUGGCGACGACGGCUCCGUAGCGCCUUCCGUUUUUGACCAGAGACGUCAACAGCAACAACAACAAGGCGGUUCCAAACCACGCAAGACGACACAGAUGACCAUCCAGUUGGGUGGACCCGCCGAAGAGUGUGGCUACUCUGGCCCGCAAGGGCAGGGUGGAUUCGUGCCCCAUCCCGAGAAGGUGUUCCCCAACCCCAACGUGCCGGCUUCGCAACAGGAGGCCGAACCGGAUCCGCGCAAGUACACCGGCGGAAGCAUCCCUUCGAGGUCCUUCAGGAUGCUGCAAGCCAUGACGGGAGAGAACACCGGGGACGGUGGCACAGAUUUCUAAGGAGUGGUCCUGGACGCGGUGCUUAUACCACGCCUUCGAUGAAGACAACGCCAGUGGGAAGCGGCGAAGAUGCACUCGUGCCACGCUGGCUCGAGCUCCCCACUUACGCUACGAGACUUGUGGUCCCCAGUCACGUUGCAGCUUGAGUUCUUUCUUUCCCUGUUUUGUUACGUUUUCCUUCGUUGUUAAGGGCAGCACACGUCUGUGUCCCGCUAUUCGUUGUGCUUCUCAAUCACAGCUCGACAUUUCAGCACACGCACACGUGAAAGAUGAUGCUUGAAGAAUGGCGCCAAAAUCUAUCCGACAUGAUGCUCGAAACAGGGAUCGUUAACCGGAAUCGUAUUCGUUUGGCUACUGGCUUGUCGAGUUAUUGAAAGAAGAAAUCGCCGACUCAAAGGAAAUUGUCAGAACUUUGUUUCGAAUUGCGGUUAGUAUCCUUCGGGAAUCACCGCAGCACUUUUUUUAGCCUUUUGCAGAUCUAGUAUAUGACAUCAUGGUCCUGAGAUCUCGUCUAAGAUCAAAAGUCACACGUUCCGCGCUGGUUUCGAGCAUACAGCGAAAAAAAAAAACACUCGUCGUUAAUGGUUGUUGCUCUAAUAUUGUAAUUAUACAGUGACUCGUAGAAUAGAGUUUUGACAUCACAGUGAUUUGCAAAUUGCGGCCUCAUACACAAACAUAAUGUUUAUGUUAACGAAACCCGAUAACCUAAACAAAGUUGCUUUUAUCACACUUAAGUAGGAUGAGACAGAUAAACAAAAGGUGUGGUUGAGAAGCAGACACGUUUGUUUGUGUCAACGGUUGUUUUCUCCAGUUCGCGUUUGAAUGCGUUGACACGUUGAUCGGCGCUAAUGCGAAGGGUCAUACUCUGGGAGUCCAUUUCCCGUGCUAUUUCUACAUCACGAUUGUUGUACGCGUGAGCCGACUGCCUAGCUAUGUACGUUGUUUCUUUGUUUCUGCCGGAAAGAUGGCACAGUGUUUAUUUUUUGCCAAGGUUACAUUGAGCUGAGGUGUAUCGUUUACUUCACUGAGCGUGGGGCUCAGUUCAAGCGCUCACAGUAGUCUCUCUAGUCAUCAUGAAGCUCGGUAUCUGCAAUAUUGUACUCGCUGCGGCAAUAGUCUCAGGUCGUGCUUUAUUUAAAAAAAAAGAAAAAAAAGAAAAGAGGAGAUAUUCUCGUUGUUACUUGCCAAAAAGUCAAGCCCCUGUCUGAUAGUUUUCCUGUGUGUAUGCAAUGUGUGGGCGCAAUGGCAACCUUUUGAUUGAAGAGGCUUUGCUCAGCACAGGUGUCCCAGACAGGAAAAAUGGCAAUAUUCUUUUACACCCUUCGGACUUGCUUUUUGUUAUAUGUUAACAUGUUCUUAAAAUCCAGCGCACCUAUGGUGCAUGAUAUUGUCAUUCGCGCUCUCUAAUCUAAGUGCCUUUCACGCGUCGCAGAAUUAGAGAAUAAAACGGAUGAAAAAGCUCUUCAUAUUCAA